Messenger RNA from Numida meleagris (helmeted guineafowl), 1862 nucleotides. Its product is annotated as E3 ubiquitin-protein ligase RNF13-like. The coding region runs from base 782 to 1804 and encodes 340 amino acids. The transcript has a single exon. Gene Ontology annotation, molecular function: ubiquitin protein ligase activity. NCBI's taxonomy places the organism in Eukaryota, Metazoa, Chordata, Aves, Galliformes, Numididae. The record is from RefSeq and is a predicted model, not a curated record. Gene Ontology annotation, cellular component: cytoplasm; nucleoplasm. Gene Ontology annotation, biological process: ubiquitin-dependent protein catabolic process; protein ubiquitination; positive regulation of DNA-templated transcription.
UCUUCGACAACCAGGAGAGCUAUUGCCUGGCGCUCCUCCGGGCGCUGUGCAGUCGCUGUUUGAGGUGGGAAUUGCCCAAAAGACGAGAGCUUUGCAGAGGGAACAACACUUGUUCCUCGUGCUUUCCAUUCCUUUUUCCGCUUUUGCACCAUAACCAGAAUUUUAAAUGUUUUUAUGGCUAGAAGCUCCAGCCGUUUCAUUCCAGCAGAUGGGGUUUUAAAACAAAUAUGGUGAAAUCCCAAGCACAAGACAGCUGCUCUCCCAAGCCCUCCCUAGUUUCCCAGGAACUGCUUUGGCCACCAUUGUGAAGCGCUCCUGUCUGUCUGCAGUGGGCACGUUGCUGGUGGGAAGUCCCAUUCAUCAACAAAAAGAGAAACCAGGAUCCUAUCAAUGCCCAGAGGGAGAUGAAACCAGAAGCCACAUGAAUGAAGCAGACAAAAAAAAGAAGGGCAACUGUGGUUUCAGGGGGGUGACAGUAAUGUUAUGUGACCCUGCCAUAGCAAACAGUCUCCAGGUGAUGUCACAGACCUGCAGGGAUGAUGUAAGGGCAUUGCUUAGCAGCUGGAGACAACAGAAGAGGGCAAGUUGUGUCCUGGGAACCUCCAAACCUAAGGAAAGAAACCUCCAGGGCAGAACUGUUUGAUUUCCAUCCUACUGUGGCUGUGAGUCAUGGCACAGCAGUAACACCCAGGGGGGAUAAUUCCUCUGUGACUGUCCCUUGUAUUUCUUCUUUGGGACCAGCCUGGAAACCUGCUUUCAGAGCUACUUGGCUUUGUUCAGCAUGUGUCUUCAUCUCCAACUUCUUUGCCUUGUGGUUGCUACCUUCUUCUAUGAGGUUGCCAUUGCAGAAGCCUUUGGGCUCGUGGCUUACAACGGCAGCUCCGAAUGCAUUGUGUAUAAGGCCCUGCCCGCGUGCUUCGGGCCGCAGCUGCCGGCAGAAGGGCUGGUGGGGUAUCUGAUGCGGGCAGUGCCGCCCAGCGCCUGCCAUACGAUACAGAACCCCCCAGCACCAAGGAAGGCCUCUGAGAAAUACAUUGUGCUCAUCCAGGGGUGCGACUGCCCUUAUGCUGAGAAGGUCCUCCGUGCCCAGCAGGCCGGGUACCAGGCUGCAGUUGUGUACAACGUGGAUUCAGAGGAGCUGAUGUCCAUGAUGUCUGAUGACAAAGAAAUUCAGCAGCAGAUUGAAAUACCAUCACUCUUCACUGGAGAAUCUGUCUCCCUUCACUUGCAAAAGACUUUACAAUGUGAGAAAGGGGCAUACGUCAGACUUAUACCACCCAAAUACGAUCUAUGCCUCUAUCAAAACAGUGAUAAAAUGCUGCAGAGCACUCGCAUCUUGUGGAAGUUCAGGGACAUGCUCUACAUCAUGAUUGCCACGAUCUCAGCUAUGGUUGGCAUAAGUUGGUGCAGGAAUGCACACAAGAUCAAGCUGUACACAUACAAGCAGGGAGACCAAUAUGAGACCUGUGUGAUCUGCAUGUCUGAGUACAAGGAAGGGGAUCUCCUGAAGAUCCUGCCCUGUUCCCACACCUACCACCACCUCUGCAUUGACACCUGGUUUGACACCCAGAGUGGGAAGAAGACCUGUCCCUUCUGCAAACAGCAGGUGAACCUCCGCAGGCAAGCAGACCUCCUGCUGCAGCAGGGGAGUGAGGAUGGGGCUGAAGAGGAGACUGAGGAGGAGCAGGGUCAUGAUGACACAUUCAGAGAUGAUUAUGAAGAUGAGUGUGUAGAAGGGGAGGGAGAUAAUGAAAGCAUAAUGGCACGAGAAGGCUUUGAUUCACUGUAUGACAUCACCACCUGAGCUGUGAGUGGGAUAAGUUAUCAUUAAACCAAGGGAAGUUUUCCUGUGCUUUCCCUAA